AGAACACUAAAACGCAGAACCUCCUCUCUGUAACUCACCUGAGCUCACAUCAUCUGCCGUCAUGUCCAGCAACUGCUGCUCCAGAAGCUUCUCCUCCAGCUCCCUUGGGAGUGGCCUGCGGUACCCAGUCUCUUCCUGUGGCUCUUCCUACCCCAGCAACUUGGUCUGCAGCACUGACCUCUGCUCUCCCAGAACCUGCCAGCUGGGCUCCUCUCUCUACUUGGGCUGCCAGGAGACUUGCUGCAAACCCAUCAGGUGCCAGACUUCCUGUGUGAUGUCCAGUCCCUGCCAGAACACCUGCUACCGCCCAAUAACUUCCACACUCUUCAGUCCUCGCUGGCCAACUUACACUGGGUCUCUGGGCUGUGGUUCCAGUAGCAGCUGUUCUCUGGGCUAUGGAUCCAGAAGUGGCUACUCCCUGGGCUAUGGAUCUCGUGGCUUUAGACCCCUGGGUUAUGGUGCCUGUGGCUUCCCGUCCCUGAGCUAUGGAUCCAGAUUCUACUACCCCACUUACUUUCCUUCCUGCGGUUUCGAUUCAUCUUAUUACAGGCCACUCUGUAGAUCUGACUUAUGCUAACUAAUUUACUGUUAAGAGCAAAUACAUUUGAGAAUUAUAAAUCAUCUACUUAAAUUAUCCAUUGUCUUAACUCCCUCUAUUAGAAAGUCCUACAUCAUUGACUCCCUGGUCAUUGUCAACUGUUUACCACUCCAACCAUCACCACUGGUUGGGAGCUUAAUUGUCAAACUGCAGAAUGGAGGACUAACUACAGUAGAAUUGUUGAAAUCAUUAGUGAUGUUGCAUGAUCUUCCAAAGUAGAUGGAAAUUCAAAUCAUUUUAUUUCAAUAAACUCUUCAUGUUCUGAUCAAA
Erinaceus europaeus (western European hedgehog) is the source of this 868-nucleotide messenger RNA. RefSeq names its product keratin-associated protein 13-1-like. The record is from RefSeq and is a predicted model, not a curated record. Lineage: Eukaryota; Metazoa; Chordata; Mammalia; Eulipotyphla; Erinaceidae. The transcript has a single exon. The coding region runs from base 62 to 577 and encodes 171 amino acids.